Molecule: messenger RNA, 1755 nt
Organism: Blastomyces dermatitidis ER-3
Lineage: Eukaryota; Fungi; Ascomycota; Eurotiomycetes; Onygenales; Ajellomycetaceae
Exons: 5
Coding region: 249-776 (175 amino acids)
Source: RefSeq, a predicted model, not a curated record
UCCUCCUCCUCCUCCUCCUCCUCAUCCUCCUCCUCCUCCUCCUCCUUGUCUCAUCGCCAUUCGUGCCGUGCCGUGCCUGUGCCUGUGCCUGGUUUCUAUCCUGAAUCAUCUGACUAUCACCUACUACUAUUUGCUACUUGCUACUUGCUAGCUGCUACCUGCUGCUACUGCCUAUCGCUGUAUACGUGCUAUCCGUGCCUAUAGUCAACUCUCACACACUACCCAACAAACACACAUCCCAAUUCAUCAUGUCGGAAGAGCUCUCCAAGGUCGAUUCCGCCGUAGCUGGUCUCUCAAUAUCCCCUCCCAAGGACUCCAAAGACGCCCAAAAGAAGGAAAAGGCUCACAAGCGUGCGACCUCGACGUCGGAAGGCGUCCGGAACAUCAAUGACCUAGAAAAGGAAGGAAUCGAACUAGCCAUUGCCCCCGAGACACAAAAGCUCGGCUGGAAACUCAAUACCCCCCCUUCAUCACUCGACGACAAAGAAGUCCUCAAGAAACUCCUCACCACCCCGCCCGUCAAGCGGAUAGACCUGCACUUCCCCCUAGGCCUCGAAGUCACCGCCAGAAACCUCAAGGGCGUCACCAUCAAGGACGCGCUAGACGCUAUCCACAAGCAGUUCAAGAAGAAGGCCGACGACGAACUCGACAACCCCAUCCUCGCAGGCUUCGAGUGGGAUAAGGAGGAGUCAUGGACCCGCCUCAUCGUCCACCAGAAGAAACAAGGCGCCCCCGUCAGCUCGAAGAAAUCCAAGAAGAAAGGCGGCGAUGAAUGAGCUACCACAAAGACGUAAAGUAGAGGUAAAAGAGUUUAUCUUUUUCUACUUUUUAUUUUAACUAUUAACAUACACCCAUCUCUCUCUCUCUCCCCACUUAUGCCGUACUAGUUCUUGAGAAAUGAAUGUGUUCGAUUUGCUAGACAUAUUCUUGUUUUGUCGUCGGUUUAGUUCUAGUUAGUAUUUUGCUAGUUUUGCUAGGAAUUUAAGUUGAGGUAGUCAUUCAUUGAUGCUAUGUUUUAAUCAUUUCUUUACCCUGUCUCGGUAUCUCAAAAGAUAACUACUAACUAACUAGACUUCCAUCACACCUCUCUUAUCUCAUCCACCACUCUUUCUUCACUGAACCACUUGCAUCGUGUGGUCCGCUUGCAUGGAAGAGGGAGCGGGUUUUUGGUUUAUGAAUGUAUGAAUGUAGAAAGGGUCUAUAUAGAGGGAGAGGUCUUGCGGUCUUUUGAAAACGUUCUUUCUUUCCCCCUUUUUUUUACAUGUAUAUAUUCUUUCAUAUUUACUUUACUUUCCUGAAUUUUUCUACUCUCCAGCUUUAUUCAACAUCGUCGUUCUCUUCGUUGUCGUGGUUAUCUCUCUCCAUUACUAUUCUAUGUUCGUGUAAUAGAAGGGACGAAGACGGGGGGGUUUCAGUACAUCGGGUCAAUCAAACUUGGGACCUAGCCUAGCUAGUAUUGAAGUUGCUAUAUCACUCCCUGACUUUCCAAGAAAUCGUAUUUUGUGAUUUGUGUUUGUGAGGUGUGGGUAUGUAGUUAACUAUUUCAGUAUAUUUAUUCUAAUGUUCAUGCAUCCAUUGAAGAAUCUCUUUCAAGAAGAUGAUAUUUAAUUUAGAUCUAUGGUUAGUUAGUUGCCGGCUCUAACUAACUAAACAAAAUAAUACCCAACCCAUAGAGCGCCCGCAAUCUAGUGGAAGUGGAGUGGGUUGGUUUGAAAUUCAAUUUUUAUAGAAAAUAGUUUUCAGGGUCUAUUAUUU